UAUCAAUCCUAUAUGAAGUGGUACUUGCAGAUGCUACCAGACCUUUAUCCAGGUUUUUGCCUCUCAUCUACCCACCACAUCUGUCUUCAUCUUGCAGAACUCCUUGAGGAUUUCGGCCCAGUUCAUGCUUGGAGGUGCUUUCCAUUUGAAAGGCAUAAUGGGAUGCUUCAGAAGAUCUCAACUAAUGGAAAACAUGGUAAG
Pisolithus orientalis is the source of this 201-nucleotide messenger RNA. RefSeq lists its product as uncharacterized. NCBI's taxonomy places the organism in Eukaryota, Fungi, Basidiomycota, Agaricomycetes, Boletales, Pisolithaceae. The annotation marks the transcript as partial. The transcript has a single exon. The record is from RefSeq and is a predicted model, not a curated record.